UGGAAUGCCGCGAUGAUGUGCACACGUGGUGCAGAGAAGCAGCAGCUUGCCGUAAUGCAUUCUGUACCGCUCGAUGCAAUAUCACCAGCGCUUCCUCCAUCAUGGUGAAGCAGCGCCGGCGUUCCCCCGUUCCUCUGCUUCAGCUCACGCCCACCAACCCUCGGGCCGAAGCUCUGGAUUUGUCGUAGCCACAAUUCCUUGUCGCCGAGUUUCCGCAGUCCCUUGGAGCAACCCUCGUUCCGAUCAGUCCCCUCCCAUGGCGACGGCCGCUUUCGCCUUCGCGUCGUCAAUGAUAGCCCGCCAGGUCACUCGUUCCUUCACAGCAUCCCACGCAGUGGCGGCGUGCGCGUCCGCAUCGGCGUCUGCGUCGGCGUCGGCGUCGGCCGCGGCGGCGGCGGCACCGCCAUCACCCGUUUCGCAACAGGCACUCCGCGCCAUGGCGGCUUCCCGCUGGAACGAGCUCUGGGGCAGCUCGUACACAGGCGGAAGCGCGCGCUCCCGCGCGCAGGGGCGCUUUGAGACGCCCCCGUCCCUCGGCGGGGCUGCGCUUCCGCUGCCAGGCGCGCAAACGCUGGGAGCCCCCUUCCCCUUGCGCACAUCUCGACCCCCCGCGAACGACCACCAGGGGCUUUCGUUCCGAUGCCUUCAUGGCUCCCGGGGCGACCAGAAGCAGCAGCCGCCGCAGCCUUUUGUCUGCUAGUGGCGGCGCUAGUGGCGGCGCUAGCGCCAGGGGAGUUGCCUCGGAUGCUGCCGCGGAUGCUGCCGCGCAAGAGGCGACCUCGCGGCCCUCGAAGGAGUGGCGGAUGUUGCCGCUGGGGUACCGCCCCGCGCACGCGGUGGCGCUGCAGGAGCGCAUCGAAGAGAUGUGGGAGGCGCGCGCGGGGCGGGAAGGGGGAGGCGGGGAGGGUGCGGGGGAAGGCAGCGGGAGAGAAGGAAGGGGGCGAGGGAGCGAAGGAGAGUGUGAAGGAGGAGGAGCGGCGCGAGUUGGAGGCGCUAAAUUGGGCGUUCAGUCAGCUGCCGGUGUCGUGCUCGAAAUCCCCUCCGACGCUCGUCUCUCGGACGCUCUUCGACUGCUGCAGAAGUCCGGGCUCAUGGCGGCACCCGUCAGGGACGUGGCAGCGAGGGAAGACGCGCCUCUGCAGCAGCGGUACCUCGGCAUGGUGGAUGGCGCGGGCAUCGUGCUGUGGGUCAUGGGGCAGCUCGACCGUUCGUCUGCAGAACUCCGCAUGGCAGCAGCAGCAGGGGGAGGCUUGGCCGGGCUGGCAGUGGCAGGGCUGGGCGCAGCAGCGUUGGGCGCUCCAGAUGCUGCCGCGUUGGCGGCCAUGUGGGCAGGAUCAAUGGCUGGCGGGCUGCUGGGCUCCAAGUCAGCAGAGGCGCCGGGGGAGGGGGAGGCAGGGGGAGGGGUGGAGCGCGUAAGAGUUUCGGCAGGGGGACUUGACCGGCUGCUGCAGAGAAACGUGUUUCAGACGACUAUGGUAAGUUGGUGUCUGAACUGGUGGGGUCCUUCCGCUGGCGCUCAUUCCUCCCCCUCUCCUCGUCCGACUCAGUCCUCUCUCUCAUGCUGCUGGCUCGCCAUGCCCCACCGCCCCCAAGUGCUCCCCAUCGUCACCUACCCCCCACCUCCUCCUCUCCCUUCUCUCCUCUCCUUCUCCUCCUCUCCCUUCUCGUCUCCCUCCGCCUCCUCUCCUGCGUCCUCCUCUCCCUCCUCCCCCACUCCAUCCUCCCUUCUCUCCUCCUCUCCCUCCUCCUCCCCUCCCUCCUCCUCCUCCGCCACUUUUCCUGCUUCCACUUCUGCCGAGCCUGCUGCUGCAGCUUCGUCACUAGGUUCGGAGACCGCCCCUGUGCCGAGCCUGUCAGCCCUGGUGUCGCAGGCUGAUGUGGUGAAUUUCCUGGCGGAGUGUGACGGGCAGCCGUGGUUCGAGUGGGUGGCGGGGAGAAGGCUGAGUGACAUGGGGCUCCCGAGAAUGGACAAAGAAUCGACUGUGAAGGUGCAGGAGUCGGACCCGGUAAUGGAGCCGUUCCGUCUGAUGCUUCAGCACGACAUCGGCGGAGUGCCCGUGGUGGCGCCGGGGACCAACCGCAUCACGGCAAACAUCAGCGCGAGGGACAUUCUGCAGCUGCUGACGUCACCGCACCUGGCGGAGCAGCACCACCUCAAGCGCUGACGGUAGCAGAUCUCCUGUAUGACGCGCAGCGCCCGCACCACGGCACGGCUGACGUCAUCUGGCCGAUCAUGGUGCCACCAGUCACAUGCCACCCGUCACCUCGCUGCGGGAGGUGCUGCACGCGUUCCGGGUGGCGCGCGUGCACCGCAUAUACGUCACCCAGGAGGGGGGUGAGAAGAGUGGGGAUCUGCUGGGAGUGGUCACGCUGAAGGAUGCAAUUGGGCGGUUCUUGAGGGAGGUGCUGCAUGCGUUCAGGGUGGCGCGCGUGCACCGCAUGUACGCCACUGAAGAGGCGAAAGGCAGUGGGGGGGGAGUGGGGAGCUGCUGGGAGUGGUCACGCUGAGGGAUGCGAUUGGGCGGUUCCUGGUGCGGCAGGAGGAAGAAAAGGGGGAGGAGAGGAGGGGAGAGGGGAAAGAGGAGCCGGGUCCGACCACGGAGGUUGGGUCGGAUGGGCUCAGCCUGUAGGGGGGAGGGAAGCGGAGGGAAGGUCACGGAAUGGGGAGGGCAGGGCACGUGCCACCUGUCCCCCACGCUGAGGGAGGUGCUGCUCUGCACGUGUUCCGAGUGAUGAGUGUGCACCGCAUAUACGUCACACAGCACAUACCAUAAGAUGGGCUUGUCCUUCAGGGGGAAGGGCGGCGAUGGGAGGGAGGGGAGGGAGCGGAGGAGGAAGGCAUUGGGGUUAACGGCUAUGCUCAAUGGGCCCCUAUGGAAUGGAGGAGAGAUUGUGAGUUGGUGUUCCGGCUGUUGCGAACAAUGCUGCUGGCUUGCGUGUGUGUGUGGUUGGGGUGGCCUAGAUUCCGGCCGCUGCUGUUGGAUGUGUGCUGUGUGCUGUGUGCUGUGGCGCUCCCUUCCCACAGCUCUGGCAACAGGAGAAGUCGAGUCCAGACACGGUGGUGCAUUUUGUGUACAUAUCUACCAAACACCCACCCUUGAUGGCUUCCUGUUUCCGGAAGAACUGACUGAACCCUGAUAUGCUGUCUUAAUCUUUGUACAUACGCUGCCUGGCAAUCUAAUGUGUUCAUCUCCAUUGAUUGGGGUGGGAAGUAGACAUGGGCUUGGUUGCUGUAUGUAAAACACUCUGGCUGGCUGGCACCAAAUGCA
This is a messenger RNA of Closterium sp. NIES-67, 3269 nucleotides long. NCBI's taxonomy places the organism in Eukaryota, Viridiplantae, Streptophyta, Zygnematophyceae, Desmidiales, Closteriaceae. The record is from the annotation of a GenBank genome assembly.